Molecule: messenger RNA, 2696 nt
Organism: Moneuplotes crassus
Lineage: Eukaryota; Ciliophora; Spirotrichea; Euplotida; Euplotidae
Source: the annotation of a GenBank genome assembly
CUUAUUUAUCCAAAAUGGAGCCAGCAGUUAAGACGAAGGUGAAUAUUCUUCAGAAUAUUUCAAAGAAUCCUUCUGUGACGAGGAAGGAAAUUAAGGUACAGAAGAAGACGUCCAGGAAUAGGCUUAGCUUGAGGUCUUCAGACAGACCUGUCAGAGAAAAACAGAAAUAAGUAUCAGAGAAAACUACUAGAUGCAAAGAAUACCAAAGCGAAAAGCUACGCAGAAAGCAUCCGGACUCAGAGCAAUCAGAAAUAAGGAUAGAAAAUUUAAAAUCUCUUCACCUGAACCUGAUUUAUUUAAGCCUCAGUUGAAGUUUAGGGAUGCAACUGAAAUUUAGUUCAUCAAUAAAGUCAAGAACAAAGAUCAAAUUAAACAUUGAAAAACGAUAUAAACCGAAAGGAUACCUCUCCUCUAAAAAGAAUUCCAAAGAUUUGAAAGGAUCAAAGAAGAAAAACAGCAAAGCAACGAUUAAUAAGCCUAUAUCUGUAAAUUUAUUUCAAAACAACUCACCAUGUUCAAAAUCUUCCCAAGAUGUGAGCAUUCAUCAAAUAAAGGACAAAAGUGAAGAUCUACAGUCUCCUAAGGUCACUUAUAAAUAAGAAAUCUAAAAGCAUCCAGCUACACCACAGUGCUAAGAAGGAACCUCCAGCUGGCCAAGACCAGCUGGUACCAGCUGGACAGGGAGUUCAGAAAGCACCGAGUAGUAAGAACUCACCGAGGGAUAGGAAGAAAAGGAGGGAGAGGAAAGAGGGAAAGGUGAAAGGGAGUAGUGGUAAGGGAGCAGAGGAAGGGUGUGAUAUAAUUGUCAAGAGCUUCAACUUAGCCACAACAAAUGACAAUAUUAAAAUUCCAAAAGCUAAAAAGACCCCUAAAACGUCCCUCACAAUCAGGGGUAAGUCCGUAGGAGCCCAAUUGACAUUUGGACAUGCUCUAAACACAACCCAGCGUGCUGAGGGAAAGCAAAAAUCCUUCAGACAGAAGCUCAAGAACACUUUUAUCAAAAUCAAAGAUCCAAAAUCCCAAGAAUUUAUUGAAAAGAACAUCUACACAUUAUACCAAAAAUACAAAAUAUGUGAAUUUGAGAAGAUUUAUGACGGCCUAGACCUGUCUAAGACCUUACUUGAAACUAUAGAGGCCAAUAACGAAGCUAUCAAGAAGGCCAAUAUGCUGAGCUUCUUCUUCAUAAAUUUUUACAAGAACUUUGAGCAGAAUAUCAUUCACAAAAAACCCAAGAAAGCAUACCAGGAAUGCCUGAAGUUGUAUGAUCAACACUCUGUGAACACACUUGACAUGAACAUUGAGGAGUUUGAGAAAUGAAAUAUACUCAAUGAACGUAUUUUACAGGAAAAUCCAGUGGAUAACAUCAACACUUGCCACAAGAAACUAGUUUCAUUUGAGCAAGACCUCAAAACAUACUGUAGGCAGAUUGGCAAAAACUCUAUGGCUAAAUUUAAAGAGGAAGAGAAAUAUAACUCUCCCAAAGGAAUCAAGGAAGCUAAGUCUACGGAUAAAGAUCUGUUUGAAAUCCCUCAAAAACUUAAGGAAACACCAGCUUUUAACAGAAAGGAAUAUAACAGUGUGUCUCGAUCAAUGUGAUGGAACAGCAUGAAGAGAGAUGGUUCUGACAUGAAUGAGCAAAGCUCAAACGCAGGGUAUUCCUCCCUGAUGCUAUCAGAUCGAGGCAUUGAAUCUAAACUUAACCGGCUACAGGAGGAAAUUGGUAAAAGAGUUCAUAACGAAUCCAUGUUAAAAUCUAGCAUAAAAACACUAACUACUGAAUUGAAUGAAGUUAAGAAGCUACUAACUCAUGAUAAUGAAUAUAACGACUUGAAGGAGUCUAUUUCUAGUAUUUCACAGGCUAUCUUCAACACUAGCAAGGAUAUUCAUAUAAAAGAUGAGCAUCAAAUGCUCUUGAAGAAUCUGAUCGGAGAUGAUCUGAGGGAAAGAAUCGGAUCUCUUGAGGAAAAACUCAAAACAUAUGAGCUAGAGGUAGAACAACUACAACAGAAAAUGCAGAAAGAGAUAAGAAGGAACAACCAAGCUUAUACUAUAUGUAAGAAAUAUAUUGGCGGCAUAAAGACUUGUCAUAAGAUGGCUCAAGAAGAUACUAGCAUUAUCGGUUUCUUAUAUAACCUCAGUACCGAGGCUGAUGAGGAUUUGGAGAAAAUUGACGAAUUUCACCUCCAAUCAUAUCAAAAUAGUGUAAUAUUGAAAUCUUAUGGGUCAAAGCAAAUUAAUUCAGCUAAGGAUCAGAGUAUUGAAGAUAUGCUUCAAAAAGAACUUUUAGAAAAAGACAAGAAGAUUCAUAAACUAGAGCAUGAGUUGAAACUAAUGAGUAAAUCAAAAUCAAGAGCUGGAGGUAAAUUAAUUCGUUCCAAAUUUUCUGCCAGCCACACAGGAAAUGACCUCCAUACCGAAGAAAGCGAGGAGUCCAAAUCUUUAAAAUCCGUCGGCUACAUAACUGGUGUCUCAAACUCUCUACGUCUCCCUAUGAGUAAAUGCUACGAUAAAAAGUUACGCAAUCACUAUCCUCCAAGACCCAAAAAGAUGCUCAACCUUCAAGACGAGCUAGAACAGGAGCCUGACCCUGAGCCUGCCAGGCUCACUGAGUCCAAUGGAAUAAUUUCUGAGUUCUAGCCCAAAAUCCUUGGUUUCUUCGUAACUCAUUAUUUUCAAUAAAAAUAUCUAAAUUGAAU